UGUUGCAGUUACCAAGGGAGACGGACGAAGCUCUGGAGGGGCGAGAGGUUCCCGAUGGAUCACCCUUUCAGAUAGCGGUGGCGACAACAAGGAAGGUGGCCCGUGCAGUGAAGAUGGUCCAAUGGUCUGAAGUGGUGCAGGAUGGACGUGUUCAUCUGGCUAAGAAGGUAACAUCUUCACUUGCGCUUGUGCAUCGUAUAUUGCCGAUUGGUCUGGAGCCAAGCUAAGGAGAAAUGCCUGCUGUAAGUCACAUUCCAGAGGAUUCUCCCACUUCCUCUGACGGGGAGGAGCAUGAGGAGCACCCGUGUCUUCGGUGGGCAGGCACCAAUGGAAUGGUACCUACCUUGGUUUUCUAUGCAGAUGGUAUUGUGACCAAAGACAGCAGCUUGCGGUUAAUUGGAGAGCGUUAUCACUUGGCAUAUAAGAUUGUGCGCACUGAGAGUAGACUGGUGCGCAGCAUUUUGACAGCCCAUGGCUUCCAUGAGGUUCAUCCCAACAGUGAUGAUUUCAAUUUGAUGUGGUCUGGUUCCCAUUUGAAACCCUAUCUAUUACGCUCACUGCUGGAUUUUCAAAAAGUCAACCACUUUCCCAGAUCCUAUGAGUUGACCAGGAAGGAUCGGCUGUAUAAAAAUAUUCAACGCAUGCAACAGACUCAUGGAUUCAAACACUUCAACAUUAUACCUCAGGCCUUUAUCCUCCCUUCUGAGUAUCAGGAAUUAUGGAAUGCACAUUCGAAGGAUAAAGGACCAUGGAUUGUCAAGCCCGUGGCAUCUUCCAGGGGUCGUGGUGUCUAUCUUGUCAGCAGCCCCAGUCAAAUUACAACAGAUGAGAAUAUCCUAGUUUCACGUUACAUCCGCUCCCCACUGCUGAUAGAUGACUUCAAGUUUGAUGUGCGGUUAUAUGUACUGGUAACCUCCUUCGACCCUCUGGUGGUGUAUCUCUACGAAGAAGGACUGACAAGGUUUGCCACUGUGAAGUAUGAUCGUGGAACAAGGAACAUCAAGAAUCAGUACAUGCAUUUGACCAACUACAGCAUCAACAAGAAAAGUCGUGACUAUGUCAGCUGUGAUGACCCGGAAGUGGAGGAUUAUGGAAACAAGUGGAGUAUGAGUGCCAUGCUGCGGUACCUGAAGCAAGAAGGAGUGGACACAGCCACUUUGAUGGCUCAGAUUGAGGACCUCAUCAUCAAGGCACUCAUCUCAGCUGAGCUUCACAUUGCCUCUGCCACCAAAAUGUUUGUGCCCCAUAAAGCCAACUGCUUUGAGCUGUAUGGUUUUGAUGUCUUAAUUGACUCCAACCUCAAACCCUGGCUGCUGGAAGUCAAUCUUUCUCCUUCACUGGCCUGUGAUGCACCUUUGGAUCUGAAGAUUAAAGCAAGCUUACUGACGGAUAUGUUUACAUUAGUGGGAUUCAUCUGUCACAACCCAAUAGUACGACCAGGCAGACAGGGGAAGACUGGUUGUGAUCUCGCAGCUCGGCCUCAGUAUCAUAAACCGCGGCAGCUACGGUCUGUGUCAGCUAACAACACUGAGGUUAAAAGCAGGACAUCGUCUGGCAAGGAGAGACCACGUGAAGGACAAAGAUUAAACACUUUGAGACUAACAAUGGAGGAGAUAAAAGUUGUGCGUCGUACAAUGGAAGAGAAUGAGAGAAAAGGUGGUUUCAUACGAAUCUUUCCAACGGCUGACAGCUGGGAAUCUUAUGGGCAAUUUCUGGAGCAUAAAACCACCCUGAACUACAUGCUGGCAGAGUGUCUAUUUGCAGACAAGGAAGGAGCAGCAAGGAGGCCUGCCGCAUUGGCAAGAUCUCGCAAUGGCGUGACACAAAGCAGCCAGAGCCACCGUAGACAGGAGGUUCUCCAGGUGGAGUGUCAGAAGCAUCUGCAGCAAUAUGAGAGGAAACUUCUUUCCCUGGAAGCAAGGAGAUGGAAACAGUACCGAGUGACUUUGCAAAUGUCCAAGGAUAAAGACCCAGGAACUUCACGCCUGGUUCCAGUUGCUUCAUCAUGUGGCUCAGAGUGUGAUGCUGGGGAGGAGGAGAAUGAAGAUGAGGAGGAGGUGGAAGAGUGUGAAUCAGCAGUUUCUUCACUUGUUCGUAAUCCAAAAGGUUUGGAGAAGGCACCAAUGUCACAAAGAAUCAACGAUGAAAAGCAGCAGAGAGCUCCGAGGCAGGAGAGAGGUACCAACCGAUUACUCAGCAGUGGCCAGGCAUGGACACAGACCGAAGAGGACCAAAGCAAGGAUAAAGCCAGAGCCAACCUUCUUGAGAUUCUACAGCAAGGGGGCAAUCUAAGCAAGGUACAGGCUCGCUUAGCCUUUGCUGCUUACCUGCACCGGGUACAGCUUCGCCUGCUGAGGGAGUGCUGUGGCCCAAAUAAAAUCACCAUGCAUACAGACCAGGAUGAAGAGCAGAUGGAGCUGGUGAUCAAAUUCCUGAAGCGAGCAGCCAGCAACUUCCAGCAAACUCUGCCGUUGGCUCUACCCAGCAGUCAACUCCCACUUUCUGAAAGGAGACGCAUUCUGGCUCAGCAGUUAGGGCUCUUUAUCCAUUGCUAUAGUAAGGAAACAGAUCAAAUCAAUAAGAAGAACCAGAUGGACUUGAAUCUGGAGACUUAUAUUCAGCAGGAAGAAUUCCAAGCGUUUGUCAGUAAAGCCAGCGAGAUUGAGUUGGAAGAACUACUGACGAUCUACACACGCAAGAACAGAUCAGCCAGUGUCUUCCUUGGGACUAAAACCAGAAGCAGGAACCGGAGUACUAGUACAGAGGAACCUAAUGGCAAACCCACCAGGGCCUACAGCAGCAUUCCAGUGAAAGCCAGCAUAACCACUGGGGGUACACCUCAUCUUUCGAUCAGAGGACUGACUGUGCCCAAGGAGGGAGAUUCUGGUGGCUCUGACAGUUCAGGUGACAAUGACCUCUUAGUGCAAAGCUCUUCCACUCAUCACCUUUAUCCUCCGUGCGCCACCUUACAGUCAGCAGGCAGCCUGCCCCUGUCCUCCUGCACAAUUUCACCUCAGGAUCCAAUCUUUCUUGAGGCCGAGGCAGCAAGCAGGGCUUGCUCAGCAAUUCGCAGAGUGGGCUCUGCAACCUUGGCAUCUCAUCCUCUACAGCCUCUGGGAAAGGUCCAGCGUUCUGCCUCCGACAACCUCUCUCUUGUGACUCCAUCGUCCUUGCAGGCAGCGGCUCAGAUCUACAGCCAGAAACUCUCACGGCCAAACUCAGCAACAGCAGGCUUGGGAACCCGAUGUACCCAGCGACAGAGACCACUCACAGCUGGUGUGGGGGAAGGGGAUCUGCGACAUUCUCUCUUUGAAAGUUUGAACAAUGAUGCCGUCUCCACUGUGCUACAGCGCCUGGCAGCCAAACAGAACCCUCAGCCGUACUCAUCAUCCUCGCACCUCCGCCUCCUGACGCAGCAUUUAUCCAACAUGAACCUGGCAAGUGGAACACUGAACAGGGGAAAUGCAUUCAUGACUCCUGCUGUCCAUUCAUCAGUCACUACCCUGGGUCCAGCACGGACUUCCGACUCUGACUCUGGAUGUGCCAGCAGAGCUGCUUCCGAAACCUCCUGUGGUCCAAUGGACAUCAGGUACCCAGAGCACAGACACCAGUCCGGUGCCAGUGAGAUGCCAUUCCAGUGCACACUGCAACAGCUGCAGCAGCAACACCAGCACAGCCGCCAGCUGCUGGAUGCCUGCCAAGCACGGCACCAGGGAGAAGACACUGGAGGGCUGUGCCAACAGGAGAGCCAGUCUGCAGGGGCCAGCCUCCAACCCAGCAUGACUGCCACACCUCUACUCUCUCCCACACCAUCUUCAGCACUUACUCCCUCAGGUGACUGUAAAAGGUGAUGCCAUGCCAUGAGGGCCUAGUCCGUGCAACAGCCUGAGGCCACACAGCUCCCACGCUGUUGGUACUGCCAAUGAAUCAACAAACUGGACUUACAGUAUUUCACAGUACCAAUGGCCAGAGUCUUGCAUUCACAAGAAAAAUGUUUAAGACAAACAUUAAGCAAGUUUCUUUAUGGGCAGAAUGCUCCCUACCAAAGGACAUCUUCAAGAAGCAGUAACUCAGAAGCUGGCAUGUAUCAUUAAACACUCUCACCAUCCAGGACAUGCCCUCUUCUCAUUACUACCAUCAGGGAGCAGGCCUGAAACACCAUAAUCAAUGAUCCAUGAACAGCUUUUUUCUUUCUGCCAUCACAUUUCUGAAUGGUCCAUGAACACUACCUUGUUAUUCGCCUUUUGCACUAUUUAUUUAUUUCUGUAAUUUAUAGUAAUUUUUAUGUCUUGCACUGCACUGCUGCCACAAAACAACAAAUUUCACAACAUAUGUCAGCGAUUCUGAUUUUGAUUCGUCCAAAGGAUCAGCAGUUUGUGUUAAGUAAUGCUCAGCAUGACUUUCUGUUUGUAAUCUGCUUUCCUUCAGAGGCAUCCCAGCUGGGUUUGAUGGUAUCAGUUAAUGAUCCAUGCCCCUUAUUUCAAACAACUGGGACAUGUGUUGGUGAAGGCACUUAGCGGCAGCUGUAGAGACGCGUCACUCAAUGCAAGCUUUUGUUUUAAUUUGAGGCUUACAGAAACCAUGUGUGGUUGCCUCAGGGCCAGGGAGUAGUGUACAUGUUCACAAUUAGUGACAGCAACAGCAUAACCUCACUUGCCCUGGAGCCCAGCCAGGGCCCGAGACAAGUGCUCACACUCCCUGUCCAAUGGGCAGAUAGCCUUAUGUUCAGGAGAAGAUGAGCAACACAUUUCACUGGUCACAACGAAACGGCACCAAGUAUUUUGGCUAUGACCACUUUACGUAUUGAAAGAGCCCAAGGAAAUCUCCACCUCACACCUCAUGUUAACAAAUAGGACAAAGAAAAGAAGUCAAGACCAAGUGUGUUGUCAGGUUCACAAGUAUGUGAAUGCACAGUUGCAAUGAGAUACUUACCGAGCAAAGGAACAAGGAAGAAGAUAAAGCUACUGUGCAGGUUGUUAGAGUGGUUAAGAUAGUGUAUGGUGUGUUGGUCUUUUUUAUUGGGGGAUUGAGUUCAAGAGUUGUGGGGUAAUUUUGCAGCUGUAUAAAACUCUGGUUAAUCCACACAUGGAGUAUUGUGUUCAGUUCUGUAUGCCUCAUUAUAGGAGAGAUGUGGAAGUUUUAGAAAGGGUACAGAGGAGAUUUACCAGGAUGCUGCUUGGAUUAGAGGGCAUGUUUUAUGAGGACAGGUUGAGCAAGCAAGGGCUUUUCUCUUUGGAGUGAAGGAGGAUGAGGUAACUUGACAGAAGUGUACAAGAUGUAAAGAGGCAUAGAUAAGGUGAACAGCCAGAGACUUUUUCUCAGGGAGGAAAUGGCUAAUACAAGGGGGCAUAAUUUUGAGGUGAUUGGAAGAAAGUACGGGUUGACCUAUAAUCCAGCACCAUUGGGACCUGAGGAAUGCCGGAUUAGUGAAAAUGCCAAAUUACAGAAGGAUCACAUUAAGCAAUAGCUAACCGUCUCAUCACAUCUUUAAAAUAUCCUGUAAAUCAGUACAAGUUAGAUAAUAAUGAAACAAGAAUAUUAAAUGAGUAGCAAGUGAAAUUUUAAUAUACUGUACAGGCACAGAUAAAAUAAAGGGUACAGGUAAAUGUACAGGAAUUAACUUAUACAGAACAGUUGAGCACUUCCGCUUCUAAAGUGAGACGUUUAAUAUACCUUCAGGCAAAGUUACAAGUCUCCAAGUGUGGGGUUGUCAGGAUCAUCAACAUCUUCAUCUUGAAGAAUGAGUGAAGCAUCAGGAACUGGUGCUGAAACUGGCACAACAGUUUCUUCAAAAACUGUUGAUGAUGGUGGCAGCACAUCUGGGUGAGCAGAAGCAGAAGUCGUAGACAGGAGAUCUUCUAUCUGCCACAUUUCACGUGACCACCAGGCAGCCAGUGAUUCGGCGCUGGUCUCCUCCCUCUUCACUCGCAAUUAUUGAGGAAAUCCUCAUUAGUUUCUUUUCCUCCACUUAGUAAUACGUUUAAAUUCAGCGGGUCACCAUGUCUGAUCUGAGGUCGUAGGCAGAAGAGAAUGGAGUGCCGGUCAGGCGACGCCGGAGGGCAGUGUGCGACUGCCGGUAGGCAGAUGAGAAGGCGGACCGACCCAGCGCGCCUCAGCUCCAAUGCCACUGGUGGGUGAGACAGGCAGGUGCCGGGCAGCCGCGCCUCACGCAAAUGAUAUUAAUAAAUGCAGGAAAACAAGCAGGAUUCGCCUGUCUGUGCUUACAAGAGCAGGCCAAGACGUGAAUGGAUCUAGCGCAACCAAAACAAUGCGCAGUAGAUUGGUACGGUGGCCCGAGAAAUUUGAAAUUACAGUUGCGGAAAAUUUGAAAUCAGUGCCAGAUAAUCGAAGGAACCGGAUUACAGGAGGUCGGAUUAGUGAAGGUGGGUCUGUAUAAGGGGAAUAUCAGAGGUACUAUAUGUUUUUUGCACAGAGGAUGGUGGGUGUGUGGAAAGCUCUGCCAGCGGUGGUAGUAGAGGCAGAAUCAGAUUUAGGUUUAUUAUCACUAACAUAUGUCAUGAAACUUCUUGUUUUGUGGCUACAGUACAGAGCAAUACAUAAAAAUACUUUAAAUUACAAGAGGCCAUGUCCUAAGUGAUGGGGAUCCUUAAUGAUGGAUGCCAUUUCUUGAAGCAUCAUCUUUGAAGUUGGUUGAUGGUGGGGAGGCUAGUGCCCAUGAUGGAGCUGGCUGAGUUUACAAAUCCCUGCAGCGUUUUCCAAUCCUGUGCAGUGACUCCUCAGUACCAGACGGUGGUUCAACCAGUUAUAAUGCUCCCCACAGUACAUUAGAUACUUUAUGAUAUUUAAGAGACUUUUAAUGGGAAUAUGGAUGAAGGAAAACUGGAAUGUUAUGUAGGAGGGAAGGGCCAGACUGAUCUUAGAUUAAGUUAAAGGGUCAGCACAACAAUGUGGGCUGAAUGGCCUGUACUAUGCUGCACUGUUCUAUGUCCUAUGUCCUAAGACAUCAUUUUGUUCAUUUGGAAUUGUGCUUGGAUUUCUAAGCAUUAGCAGUCUAUGAUUGACUUGCCAUGCUUUUAUUCAAUUAUAUGAUUCAAUAAAAAUACAUUCUUUCCUGGUUCCCCAGGGAUCAGAAUCUACAUGACUACAGAGGCAUUCCUGUUCAGAACAGUAAGCACUCUGGGUUCUUCUUGGCCCAAUGCUGCUCAUAAUUUUCCACUUGAAGGCAGUGCUCUGGUGUUUGCUGGGGGACACACCUCCUCAUGGAGUGCUGGGUUGUGGCUCUGGAUUUAACAGAGCCCUUUCACUUGCUCGGUGCGUGUAAGGACAGCCCUGCCUCCUUGCUGUUGAGGGAACAGAAACAGAAGAGAGGGAACGGUCCCCUUCUCAGCUCAUUGCCCUGUGGGACAGGAGAG
Molecule: messenger RNA, 7373 nt
Organism: Hypanus sabinus (Atlantic stingray)
Lineage: Eukaryota; Metazoa; Chordata; Chondrichthyes; Myliobatiformes; Dasyatidae
Gene: ttll5
Product: tubulin tyrosine ligase-like family, member 5
Exons: 31
Coding region: 234-3851 (1205 amino acids)
Biological process (GO): microtubule cytoskeleton organization; protein polyglutamylation
Cellular component (GO): cilium
Molecular function (GO): tubulin-glutamic acid ligase activity; tubulin binding
Source: RefSeq, a predicted model, not a curated record